AUGAGGACCGUGAAUGAAAACAAGGAGGAGACUCCUGGCUGUAACGCCAUGGAGGAGAAUAAGGAGGAGAAUAACUUGAAAACGGCCAGGAUAUGGAGGGAUGCAGCCCUCAGAUCCAGGAAACUGCGAAGCAACCUGCGCCAGCUCACCCUGUGCUCUAAAAACAACCUGGAGAUCAUACUGCCAGAUGAUAUAGCCGAGAUAGAGGUGCUCAAUCUCGGAAACAAUUUCCUACAAGCGCUGCCCGAAGGCCUGGGGUCCACUCUUAACAACCUCCGGGUGCUUAUUCUCAGGAGGAAUAAGUUCACUAAUGUACCUGGAGUCGUCUUUGAGCUUGGGCAGUUACUUGAACUGGACAUGAGCCACAACUGCUUAAAAUACUCAUGUGGAGACGUGGAAGUGGAGGAGAAAAGCCUGGACAUUCACAGACAGAUCGGUCUCCAGGAACACACUGACAUGGAGAAUCUGAGAGGUCUCAUUCAGCAGGUGGACCUGGCUUUGGAGCAAGGCUUCAAUGUCCGCUCUUUAAGCCCUCAUAUCCCUUUUUAUGGUGUGUCUGAUAGGAACCUACGGCGCAGGAAAUCCCAGCUACAGUACAUGAUGAACCACAGACUCCAGAUUCUGUCUCCUGUUCUGUCUGUUAGCUGUACCUCUGCGCAGCAGAAUAUCCAGAGGCUACGGGACAAACUCACGUCUGUUGCAGACCACAGAGACAUUUUCCCCAAUCUCCAUCGCGUGCUGCCUAAGUCUUGGCAGAUGCUGGAGGAACUGCACUUUAAACCCAAAGAUCUGUGGCUGUCCUGGUGGGACUCUGCUCGUCUGGGCCUCCAGGCCGGCCUGACAGAGGACCGCUUACAGAGCGCUCUGUCCUACCUACAUGAGAGUGGGAAACUGCUCUAUUUUGAGGACAGUCUUACUCUGAAAGAAUAUGUUUUCCACAAUCUUCCCAGAUUCAUAGCCAUUAUAAACGUUUUUUUCCAGAGGGAUGAAUCCACUCUUUUGGACAGACUUCUGUCUGAGGGUGAGAGAGGGGAGAAAGGCAGAGUGAGCCUGGUCAUAGAGGAUGAGAAAGGAGAGAGUCUUAGGGUCGCACAUCUGCAGCAUUUUGUGGAGGGCUUCCUUCAAAACGGCCUUCUGCCCUCCAUUGUUAUCCGUCUGCUUCUGAGACCACUCAUCCAGACCCAGCAGGACCUUCACCUCAUUAUGCAACUCCUGGAGAAGAUGGGAAUCUGCUACUGCAUGAACAAAGCCCGCAACAAGCCUCUUAACGGAGCCACUGUGUGGUACAGGUUUCCCAGCUACGUCAGCAGAGACUUCCCCAGCAGCACAGAGGCCUCGGUCAGUGGAGGCUCCUUCUGCCAGUUCUUCUCUGUGGAGCAGCUGAAUGUUCAGUACUGCUUUCCAGUUUUAUUUCCUCCAGGGCUGUUUGAUAGAUUCAGUGUGCAGAUAAACAGCCAUGUCGUCCAAAGGUCCGAUGGAAGGCACCAAAUCUGUGCAUUUCGUGGUAAAGUCCCUGUGGUAAUAAGCCAUCAUCCACCAAAGGGAAAACGGAUAGAAACAUUGUCCAUCGUCAGCCAUGCUUCCCUGCCAAACAUUUGGACUGCGUGGCAAGCCAUCAUGCCCCUGGUGGAAGAGCUGAACAUGUUGCUUCAAGAGUGGCCUGCGCUCCUCUACUCGGUGCAUAUCCUGUGUUCAAAGUGCCUCAAAAGAGGGUCAUCCAGCCCACAUGCCUUUCCAGGUGAACUUCUAAGCCAACCUCGACCGGAGGGACUGACUGAGAUCAUCUGUCCAAUCGGCACAGAGCGUGUGAAUGUAGCACUGGUCUACCCUCCGACUCCCACCGUGGUCAGCCCCUCUCCCAAAUAG
Messenger RNA from Knipowitschia caucasica, 1866 nucleotides. NCBI's taxonomy places the organism in Eukaryota, Metazoa, Chordata, Actinopteri, Gobiiformes, Gobiidae. The record is from the annotation of a GenBank genome assembly.